This is a messenger RNA of Aspergillus caelatus, 1779 nucleotides long. Its product is annotated as transcription elongation factor DST1. Gene Ontology annotation, cellular component: nucleus. The transcript has a single exon. Gene Ontology annotation, molecular function: zinc ion binding; RNA polymerase II transcription regulatory region sequence-specific DNA binding. Lineage: Eukaryota; Fungi; Ascomycota; Eurotiomycetes; Eurotiales; Aspergillaceae. The record is from RefSeq and is a predicted model, not a curated record. Gene Ontology annotation, biological process: transcription antitermination; DNA-templated transcription; transcription elongation by RNA polymerase I. The coding region runs from base 576 to 1490 and encodes 304 amino acids.
CUCCACUCCAUCCUGGAUACCAUCUCCUCAAUCCCCCCUCUCGUUCGACCCCGUGUGUGAGGAGCGUUUCAGCAUUCGCUCGUCCCAAACCGCACCUGCGAUCAUUUGCGCCGGCUCUUGAACGUUACGGUGAACUUUGUGAAGAGUGAGUGCUAAAUCCCCCUCUUCCUUGCAUCCCAUUCACCAUCAUCUGCCGUCGGUUACUGCCAAAGCUAUCCGGGCGCCUGGUACAGCAUAUUACUCGCGCAUAAAAUGGAGACGAUUCAUGAUUUUGCAUUAACGGAGUUUCCUGAAGAGGCACGUGCGCAUGGGUUGUCCCGCCAUACUCCAGUACCCGGCGACGUCAGCCUUCUUUUUUCUGAGAGAUGGGUAGCUCGGGAAGCUUCGUAUUCUCUAUUGGUGAUCCCAUGAGCGGUCGCCUUCAUCUAAAAUCUAGCGCUCAUAAGAUUCAUAGUCUUAUGCUGGCUUGACUGGUCAUUUUAUCUCGGAAUUUUCUGUGUUUUGCGCUAAUCAUAGAGUUUCGCCUGACAGGUACUUCGAAGUCUCCUGCCUCUCGUUUAGAUCACAUUGACAUCAUGCCCUUGGAAGCGAAGGAAAUUGAGCUCAAGGCGAAGGCCUUGACGAAGGCCGCCACUCAGAAUGAACCAGCAGCCAACAUUGUAUCCUUGCUUAAAGAGCUUCAACAAGGUGUGAAGGCGACGGAGGAUCUGCUGCGAUCCACCCGUGUGGGAAUCAUCGUCAACAAGUUCAAACAGCACAAGUCACCCGAGGUCUCCCGCUUAUCCAGUGAAAUCGUGUCCAGGUGGCGGAAUGAAGUCAACAAGCAAAAGGCGAGUGGAUCGCCCGCGCCCAGCCAGCGUUCAAGCAAUUCGCCGCGCCCGGCUCAGAACGGAACCGCUUCACCUGCCGGUACGACGCCUACAGACAAAGCGUCCAAGUUGUCGGUUGCCCCGGAUAAACGUACAUGGAAGGCAGAUGGUGUGGAUGUCAACCAGACGGGAAGUAAGAUUCGUGACAGCUGCAUUGGGCUGAUGUAUGAUGGACUGUGUCUGAACUCGACGGAAUCUCCGCGUAACGUUCUGUCCAAGGCGUCCGCCGUGGAGGCCGCAGCAUACAAGUCCUUGGGCCCCGAGACCAAAGAGCAGUACCGUACCAAGAUCCGCAGUUUAUUCCAAAACCUCAAGAACAAGUCGAAUCCAACUCUCCGCAUCCGUGUCCUCAGCAACGACGUGACCCCCGAGCAGUUCGUGCGCAUGUCACACGACGAGCUGCGCUCCGAUGAACAGCGCGAGAAGGACGCAAAGAUCCAGAAGGAGAAUAUGGACAAGGCAAUGGUCGCCCAAGCAGAGCGCAGUAUCAGUACCAGUCUGCAGUGCGGCAAAUGCGGACAACGCAAAGUCACAUACACUGAGGCCCAGACGCGCAGUGCAGACGAACCGAUGACUUUGUUCUGUACUUGUCUGAACUGCGGAAAGUCCUGGAAGCAGUAACUUCUUUCUUCCUCACUCCUCACUCUUCCACUUUUUUAUCUUCCUCCGAUUUAUUGUUCCAUUUCAUCUUCUUACCCCACCUCAUCUUUACUUUCUAUAGUUGUUUUAUCGAGUCUGUCCAAUUACGCUACGGCGUGGAGUUUGGUUGCUUAAAAGAGGUCCUCAUUCUCGGGGGGCAAGCAGGUUGAGCCCCGCGAGGUUUUUUUUUUUUUUUUUAUCGUUACCAUUACAUUUUGACUAUUUAGUGCCGGUAGAUAGAUGAUUAACGAAGUGCGUUGACUGCUCACAA